AUGUUCAAAUAUGGUAGAAGGUCAUUACUGAUAAGGCACUAUUCAAUUGGAUCUUCUGUGCCGUCAGAUAGAUAUAAAGUUCAAUUAUAUAAUGCUACUGAAAAUAUUAAUAAACUUCUCGAAAGUCAUGAUCGAUCAUCCUAUAUUUUAGCCCAAUAUAUACCUGAGCCAGCUCGAAAUACAUUUCUUGCUAUACGAGCCUUCAAUUUAGAAAUUAAUAAGAUCAAUGAUGGAGGUAACAAUUUAGAAUCAGUUCAAUCUCGAGCUGCAUCACAUUUAACUAAAGCUACUGGGUUUUCAACUUCUGAUCUUAAAUUUCAAUUUUGGAAUGAUUUAAUUGCUAAAGUAUUCACUCAAGAUCCUUAUAAUGAUCAGAAUGAUUUAGGAGAACCGAUUGCAUUUUUACUUCGAGAUGGAUUAAGAAAUCAUUUAAAUCUUGAUAUUAGUUAUUUUCAUCAAUUUUUACAAACCAGAAAACAUUUCUUAAGUCAUAAACAAUUUAAAAAUAUUGAUGAUAUAUGUUCUUAUGGUGAAGGAACUUAUUCUCAAUUGAAUUAUCUUACACAAGCCGUAUUAUUAUCCCCAUCAAUAUCUCCAUCCACCAUCAAAUUACUUGAAUAUUCUCCAUCGUUACAAUCUAAAAUAAGUGAUAUUGCUGCCCAUAUAGGUCAAGCCACAGCUAUAGGAGCCAUGAUAUUAGGAAUGCAAUAUUAUGCUAGUUCUAGAAAUCAAAUAACGUUACCUAUUGAUGUAAUGACUAAAUUUGACUUAUCUCAAGAAUCAUUAUUAAGAUUAAUGCAAGGCCAUUUAAAACCAGAUGAUCCCCAAGUGAAUGAAAUUAAAGAGAAAUUGAAAAAUAUUGUAUAUGAAACUUCAAUUAGAGCCAAUGAUCAUAUGUUAUCAGCUAGAGAUAUUUUAUCUAAAUCACAAUCAGAGAUAAAAGAGAUAGUAAAAGCUCAUAAUCAAGAUUCAUUAAUUCAAGGUCAUUCUAAGAAAUGGAGAAAAGGAGUACCUGAUGUUUUAUUGACUCCAUUCAUGGUAUCUAUCCCUACAUCGUUAUACUUGCGUAAGUUGGAAAAGCAUGAUUUUGAUCUUUUCAAUCCUAGUUUACAACAAAAGGAAUGGAGAUUACCGUAUACUUCCUAUAGAAAUUAUUAUCAAAGACGGAUCUGA
Messenger RNA from Scheffersomyces coipomensis, 1173 nucleotides. RefSeq lists its product as uncharacterized. Bases 1 to 1173 code for a protein of 390 amino acids. Lineage: Eukaryota; Fungi; Ascomycota; Pichiomycetes; Serinales; Debaryomycetaceae. The record is from RefSeq and is a predicted model, not a curated record. The transcript has a single exon. Gene Ontology annotation, biological process: mitochondrial respiratory chain complex I assembly; biosynthetic process. Gene Ontology annotation, cellular component: mitochondrion.